AUGGACGCGCGCACGGUCUCGUACUCAUCCUCAUCCGCAAACUCCUCGUGGGACUCGGGAACGCGCUACUCACGCACAGCUGCGGCGGGUCUUGCAGCCCUUGUCGCCUUCCUCAUUGUGUUCACGGUGGUGGGAAAUGCGCUGGUGAUGCUCGCAGUGUUGACGAGCCGUGCGCUUCGUGCGCCGCAGAACCUGUUCCUGGUGUCUCUGGCCGCAGCAGACAUCCUGGUGGCGGCGCUCGUCAUGCCUUUCUCGCUCGCCAACGAGCUCAUGGGAUACUGGCACUUUGGGCGUGCAUGGUGUGGUGCAUACCUGGCCCUAGACGUGCUCUUCUGCACCGCCUCCAUUGGGCACCUGUGCGCCAUCAGCCUGGACCGCUAUUGGUCAGUCACUAGUGCCGUCCAAUACAACCUGAAGCGCACACCUCGCCGCAUCAAGGCUGCCAUACUGGCCGUGUGGCUCAUCUCCGCCCUCAUAUCCUCGCCACCGCUCCUCUCCGUGAUGGACCAUGGGUUGGCGCAGGGCACAGAGCAGCUCCCGCAGUGCCAGCUCAAUGACGACACUUGGUACAUUUUAACCUCCAGUUCUGCAUCCUUCUUCAUACCGUGCAUCAUCAUGAUCCUUGUCUACGUGCGCAUUUACAGGGUAGCCAAGACAAGAACAAGGACUGCUUCGGAGAAAAAGCCAAGCCUGGACAACGAGAAUGGUGUCAGCAUUGCCACAUCAGUGGUGAGGAUGAAUGAAGAAAGAGAGAACGGACACUGCCUGGGGACACCAGGCAUAAAUGCAGAACCACAACCAUCAGUCCAGGCAGAGCCAGAACCCACCUCGACUCUGGAGGCCAAAAGCUGGAAGGAGAAAGAUACAACACCAAGCAGAAGCCAGGGCGAAGGCUCAAAACGUGGGUCGUCAUUGGCAUCAGAAACCAGCAGGCGGGCAUCCCGUGCCAGCAGCAAGACCCGGGAUUUGUUCUCAUCUCGGAGGAUGUCAAGUGGACAAAGGAAGAACAGUGGUGGCAGUAGCAUAAGGAGGAGAAGAGCAUCCCAGCUGCGUGAAAAGCGCUUCACCUUUGUGCUGGCUGUGGUGAUGGGUGUCUUUGUGCUCUGCUGGUUCCCCUUCUUCUUUAGCUAUAGCUUGUAUGGUGUGUGCCGCCAAGCGUGCCACAUUCCUGACCUCCUCUUCAAGUUCUUCUUCUGGAUCGGUUACUGCAACAGCUCACUUAACCCUGUCAUCUACACAAUCUUCAACCAGGACUUCAGAAGGGCUUUCCACAAGAUCCUGUGCUCACCCUGGAAGAAAUCCUUCUAG
Molecule: messenger RNA, 1308 nt
Organism: Neoarius graeffei (lesser salmon catfish)
Lineage: Eukaryota; Metazoa; Chordata; Actinopteri; Siluriformes; Ariidae
Product: alpha-2C adrenergic receptor-like
Exons: 1
Coding region: 1-1308 (435 amino acids)
Biological process (GO): platelet activation; regulation of vasoconstriction; adenylate cyclase-activating adrenergic receptor signaling pathway
Cellular component (GO): membrane
Molecular function (GO): alpha2-adrenergic receptor activity
Source: RefSeq, a predicted model, not a curated record